Molecule: messenger RNA, 1494 nt
Organism: Ogataea philodendri
Lineage: Eukaryota; Fungi; Ascomycota; Pichiomycetes; Pichiales; Pichiaceae
Exons: 1
Coding region: 1-1494 (497 amino acids)
Biological process (GO): positive regulation of transcription by RNA polymerase II
Cellular component (GO): nucleus
Molecular function (GO): DNA-binding transcription factor activity, RNA polymerase II-specific; transcription cis-regulatory region binding; zinc ion binding
Source: RefSeq, a predicted model, not a curated record
AUGGGCCGCCCGAUGAAACCUGCUUCUGAUAAGCCCAUCAAACCAAAGAAAUAUAACAAGAAUGGGUGUAUAUCAUGCAAGAAGCGAAAACGAAAAUGUGAGAAUGAAGCUUGGCCUUGCAAACUGUGCGCCAGACUAGGUCUAGAAUGUAGUGGCCUGAACCAGUUGUCGAACUUACCCACGAAGAACGAUCUUCUGUUACAACAAAUUGAUCAGUGCAUGCAAUUGAAGGAGAAUGAAAAGCUCUAUUUAAAGUAUUUUGUUAAUGAGGUUGCACCCAUACUGUUUGCAAAAAGCCAUGUGCAUGUGUUCCUCGACAAAGUGUUUUCUUUAGCGUUGGUUUAUGAGCAAAUACGUGAUCCAAUAAUUGGGAUCGCCGCCACUCACCGAUCUUGUCUUCUUGCCCAAGAUAUUCCUCCCACCAGGGUUCUCUCUCCAGCCUUAAGGGACUCAAACAUUUACAGAUCUCGAGCGAAACUCACCGAAUAUGGUCCGACAAGUGAAGAUGUAGAACUGAUUUCUGUUCUUCUCUUGGUUAUGAUGGAAAUACUGGUCGGGGACAACUUGGACUGGUUCUCCUUGUUGAAAAAAGCCAACAGAAUACUGGAGAGAAGUGGAGGCAUCAAAGCGGUCACUUCCGAUACCGAGGACGAAUUGAAGCUGAUUAAUAUCCAAUUAUUUUGCUACCUCGAUUUCGUUUCAAGUUUGAGCACUUGCAACCCACCGUACCUCGAGCUGCAACAGCUAGACCGGCUUGAGAUGGAAGGAGUAUCUCCAGAGAGCCUGGGAGAAUUCAACAUCGUUGGUCUGGUAGAAUCAGACGAUAUCGAUCUCGACAAGAUCAUGAAAUCACAUUUUUUAGCAUCUUCUUUUGGAGACAGGGAUACUUCUGCGAUAUUAAAGAUUGAACUCGGGUUCAAGUUUGGAAUAGCUGGUGACAUAUUCAAAAUUAUGGGUAAUAUAUCUACACUGGCAAGUCUCCGUAAACUUCGCCAACAAGACCCGAAAUACGAAUAUCAAUUCAAUAAGUUUGCUAGCGACAUUGAGAUGGAACUGCAAAACUGGGAUGUUCCACAGGAGAUUAAUUUUGAAAAUAUUUCCGAUUUCCAGAGAACGCAGUAUGCACUAGCUCUACAAUGGGCGUGCUUUCUACGUCUCCACCAAAUCCGAUAUGGCUACAACAGAGAUGAUUCAAGACCAAAAAGCUGCCUAAUAAACAUACUCCAAGCAAUCGAGUCAAUUCCUGAGAGAUCACAGCUUGAAGGAGGUUUGCUAGUACCACUAAUUCUAGCCGGCUCCGUUGCUACCCUAGAGAAAGAUCGCAAAUUUAUUCGUCGUAGGAUGAAUAAUAUCAGUAGGACACUGAGAUUUCCUUACGUCCAGAGAUUCGAACAAUUACUUGUCAGCAUAUGGGAUCGUGAUGAGCUAGAUGGUAGUUUCGUGAACUGGGCGGCCGUCAGGUACUACGAAUUUCCUGGUCUGGUUAUGUUCUGA